AUGAUUGACGCGGAAAACCUCCGGACCGCCUCGCUGUACAUCAACAACCAGCUGCUGUCGAGAGGCCUUGUCCGCGAUGGACACGAGAUUGACUUUGCCGACUACGGGCCACGAGGAUCCUUUGGCACUGCGGACAGCGCAAGCCGCAUCAUAAGCAUCCUAAACGACUUGCUUAUUCGACGAGACCGCGACGCAGAACAGCGCGACUCCCUCUCGACGGCGGUCCGCACCCUUCGAGCGGAGAACCUCAAGCACACGAGCGACAUUGUCCGCCUGACGGAGAAGUGUGCCGAUGCCCAGCGCCGCAGCGACAUUGCCGCGACGUCCGAGGCGUCGCUCAAGACGCAGCUCAAGUCGGCCGAGUCGGCCAUCAAGGGCCUCAAGGACGAGCUGGCACGCACAAAGGGGCUGGUGGCUCAGCUGAGGGCCUCGUGCGCGACGGAGAUUCGGAGGCGUGACCGCCAGAUUGAAACCCUCAAGAAGCAGGUCGGCGAGGCAGGGCGCGCGAGGGGAACGAGGUCCAGCUCGGGAGUCCUCUCGAUCACUGUGACGGGAGACGUGGGCAACGAGGAGCGGAGGUCGCCCGGCCGAGGAGGGAAUCUCGAGGACAAUGACUAUUCCCUGCGCAGCGAGUCGAAUGCUUUCCUGGCGAAUCUGGCGCAGAACCUGAGCGAGGAGAACGAAGCGCUCUUGAGGGUCAUGCAGCAGGCCAAAGACCACUUGCGGGAGAUGAGCGGAUGGGCCGGCGAAGAGACACAGAAUCCCGAGGUGGUCAAGCCGCAGGGCUGGGAGGAGAUUGCCUCGGAGCUGGGUGCUGUCAUGGACCACAUGCGGACCAUCUUGACCAAUCCGUCGUUUGUGCCAAUCGAAGAGGUCAUGGUGCGAGAGGAGGAGAUUGACCGUCUCAGGAAGGGCUUUGUCAAGAUGGAGAGCCGCUGGGAGGAUGCCGUUCAUCUGAUGGACGGCUGGCGGAAGAGGAUGGCCAAGAACGGCAGGCCGGUUGGCCAGGAUGACAUCCGCAUGGGCUUACACUUG
Molecule: messenger RNA, 1035 nt
Organism: Trichoderma reesei QM6a
Lineage: Eukaryota; Fungi; Ascomycota; Sordariomycetes; Hypocreales; Hypocreaceae
Exons: 2
Source: RefSeq, a predicted model, not a curated record